CGAAAGCGCAAUUUUCACAGAUAUAAACAACAACAUUACAACAUUUCAUUAAAUUAUCACAUUAUUUAAACUAUAAUAAAGAAUUAAAGUAUUCAGAAAAGAGAAUAAGUAUGCCUUCAACAUUAGAAUCAUGCAAAACCUUCUUUGGAACCACAGAUUUGUACGCAAUUUUUGAGAUUGAAAAGAAAGCACCCGUUUCUGAAAUUAAGAAAGCAUAUUAUAAACAAGCUUUAAAAGUACAUCCAGAUCGAGUUGCUGAUGAGGAGAAAGAAAAAGCCACAGAAUCAUUUAAAAUAUUGGCCAAAGUUCAUGAAGUAUUGUCUGAUGAUAAUAAACGAGCCUUAUAUGAUCAGCAAGGAAUAGUAGAUGAUGAUGAUGACGAGAAGUUUGGAAACUCUUGGCUAGAAACUUUCAAGAAUCUCUUUAAACCAAUCAGUGAGUCUGAUAUUGAUAAUUAUCGUAAGGAAUACGUAGGCUCAGAACUUGAAAAGAAUGACUUAAAGAAGGCAUAUGUAAAUGGAAAAGGCUGUAUUAAUUUUAUCAUGUCACAUGUUCCUUUUAUGGGAGUUGAAGAUGAACCAAGAUUUCAUGAAAUCGUAAAUGAAUGGAUAAAAAGUAACGAAGUGCCUGAAUUCAAGGCAUUUACGGAUGAGCCUAAAUCUAAAAGAGAUCGUCGUCAUAAGAAAUAUGCAAGAGAGGCUAAAGAAGCUGAAAAAAUGCUGGAUAAAAUGAAUGAACAAAAGAAUGAUGAAGACGAAUUGACUAAAAUAAUUGCUAAACGUCAACAAAAUAGGCAAGGAGGUUUCAGUUCUUUCCUAGACAGUUUAGCACAAAGGUACGGUGAUAAUGAUGAGAAUGAUUCAGAUGAGCUUGAUGAGGAGAGCGUUAAAAAGUUUGGUAGAAAAUUGCAAAAUUCUCAAAGGAAAAAAACUGAAAAAUCUGGUAAGGCAAAAAAGGAGACUCCAGUUAAAUCUGGACGUGUUACAAAGAAGAAGUAAAAAUUUGUAUGUUCUUUAAAGAAUUUUGAGUUCAAUAAAAAUAACGUAUUUUUUAAGUUUUGAAAACAAAGUCAGACAUAUAGACAUUAA
Messenger RNA from Chironomus riparius, 1088 nucleotides. The record is from the annotation of a GenBank genome assembly. Lineage: Eukaryota; Metazoa; Arthropoda; Insecta; Diptera; Chironomidae.